Messenger RNA from Salmo salar (Atlantic salmon), 4171 nucleotides. RefSeq names its product regulator of G protein signaling 7 binding protein a (gene rgs7bpa). The record is from RefSeq and is a predicted model, not a curated record. Lineage: Eukaryota; Metazoa; Chordata; Actinopteri; Salmoniformes; Salmonidae.
AGAUUGUCAUCCAUUUGUAUUAGGCUUCUGCUGGUGAUUGUUGCAGAACUUGCUGUCCUGUCUUUAUCCUUUUUGCGCAGAGGACGGACUAGAGCCAACUGUAUGUUGUUAACUUGAAUUUGUCUCCUUAGAGAUAAAUGGUCACGCGACCUGAAGAGGAGCGCAUGAGAGUAAAUGAACAACCAACGCAUUUCUACAAUUUAGACCGGCAGGCCUAGGUAAUUAAAUAUCACAAAAUAACAAACAUCUAGUCUAUUGUAACUCUUGUUUUAAUUAGUUUAAUUAUGUUACAUAAGAAAUUAGAAACAGACUAAUUAGCCUACGCAAAACACUGUGCGUGGGAUUUCAGCACCUGGACAGCUCCGUGUAAGCUUUCAGGUGCAAGCGGUGUUGUAGCAAUGCACUUUGGACACUGAAUUUAAUCUAUUGUAGGUAGACACAUAAAGGUCCAGACGUCAUCUCGAUAUCCUGUUUUAACUGAUAUUUGACCAUGUCACAAACUAACGUUCAUUAAUUAAGCUCACAAAACGUACAUUUCUUUGAAUUUCGGUUAAGUCUAUAAACUGGGAUGAACCAGACUUAGCCUAAUAGUCAUACCUUUAAUUACUUUUUUCAAAUUGGCCUACAGUUAGUUGUUUCAUAUUAUAACCAAUGUCUAUGUUCGGCCUAGACGAGGCUAUUUAAAGAGAAUACACAUUUCACUCGAGCCUAAUGAGAAUACACAUUUCACCCGAGCCUAUAGGCUAGCCUAUAUCAGUGAGUCUGGUUUGCUGGGUCCUAUUAGUUAGUAUUCCUGCCCUAUGGGUGUGCAGUGUUGCCAGCCACGUCAGGCCUGUAGCAACUGCUCCGCUCGUCUCUUGUCUCACCAAGGCAAGGUUAGAUACACUCUGGAGAAACUCGAAGAAAAAGACCUUGGGAACAAAAUCGGCAUAUUGGCAACCAGGAAUAGAUUUCCUGUCGGUUUCCAGUGGGUUAGUGAUGAAGCAGGUGUUAGAAUUGCAUUAAGUGACAUUGCUUUUUUAUUUAGACGUUUGGCGACGUUUUUGCGUUUCCAAAAGAGAUGAUUUGCAUACAUUGCUGAAGACCCUACGCAAUCCGUCUUAUUAGUGUUUAAUGGAAACGCGCAAUUAUAAGAAAUGGUUGCAUUUGGUGAAUGCCAGUGAAGGCGAUUGAUUUCCACCGACCAACACGGCGGCGGUGCGCUAGGAAGGACACUUCAGCUAGCUGGAUCCCGGGUCGGGUGUGUACAUAGGCUUCGGUUACCGUAUACUAUCAGCUGUAGUGAAGGUGACUCGCGCCCCUUUUGCAGUCGAGGCAAUGCGGAGAGGAGUCGCGAGCGCUCAUCCGGUACUUCUUGCGCUCAGAGGAAUGCCUGCAAACAUUUUUGCUUUUUCUUAGACUUUCUUAGACUUUUUCUUAGAGAGGGGUAGAGAGAAAAAUAUCGUCUUUUUCUUAAACAGUAGAGAGAGGUAGAGAGAGAGAGAGAGAGAUAGAGAGAGCAAUAAUAAACCACAGAUAACUGUCUCGUCACCAAAAUAGCCUAGCCCACAAACGAAAGAGAGAACAGGAUAUCGGCGAAUAUAGGUGGUGGUGGGGUUUAACGUUCUGUAUUAGAGCUGUUUUAUCACUGGAUGUGUAUGCAUGAGUUCUGCACCGAAUGGGCGCAAGAACCGCCCCAGAUCCGCCGGGAACAUCUUCCAGAUCGGCAAGGCUUCCUACCGAGACCCGGAGAGGAGGGAGAGCACGGAGAGCACACGCAAAGCCCAGCGCGCGGUGACAGACUGUAGAAUGAUCGUCCAGGAGUUUAACACACUUGUGGCCCUGUAUCGUGAACUGGUCAUCUCCAUUGGCGAGAUCUCCGGCGACUGCCCCUCAAUACGGGUCGAGAUGCACAAGACGCGAACUAAAGGCUGUGAGAUGGCAAGAGCUGCACACCAGAGCCUGUCAGUCAUUUCGGGGCCUGAGGACGGAGAGAUCCACCCAGAGAUCUGCAGGCUCUUCAUCCAGCUGCAGUGCUGUCUGGAGAUGUACAUCACGGAGAUGCUCAAGUCUGUCUGUCUGCUGGGGUCCCUGCAGCUCCACAGGAAAGGGAAAGGGAAAGAUUCCUGUGGGCCUUCCAGGAUUGACAGUAAGGUAGAUGAGAGCUCAGACAUACCCAUUCUAGAAGACACCUCCUCCUCCCCAAUGGAUUGUCAUCAGCUCUGCCGGCUAGUCGCCACAGACAUAGACAAUACUGAGAGGGACAUGAGAGAAAUGAAGAACCUUCUCAGUAAACUCAGGGAGACGAUGCCUUUACCACUGAAGAACCAAGAUGACAGCAGCUUGCUGAACCUGACUCCUUACCCACUGGUCGGACAGAGGAAGAGGCGGUUCUUUGGGCUCUGUUGCCUGGUAACCAGCUAAGGGCCCCGCCUUCCUGGGUUGAAGGCGCAACGGUGACACUUUACUUGCAGUGUUGUUCAUGGCACAACCAUAACAGUGUCCAAAGAAAAUCGUAGUGUCAUGAGACAUGCCAAUAUGUGACAAAAUUUUUAUAAAAGCUUAUGUUAACUAGAAUUACUUAUAUUUGCCUGUCAUGACGAAUAUAUUUAUUUGCUUUUGACAUAGUGUCAUAAGAUAUUGACAGUUGUCAUAACAGUGCCACAUAACGGAAAUAGCAUAGUAUGUCAUGUUUUGGAAUGUGUUAUGACACUUUACGAUGCAAUUAUGACACUGUCCUGUAUGUCAUGAACAACACAUCAAGUAAAGCAUUACUAUGGCAACAAAGACACCAUUUACCACAAUCCUUCACCACUUGUGUCUCCCACUGAUCUAUUACUGCCAUUUCCAAUAUACAAUACAUUUCUCUCUUUUGUUAAAAAGGCUACCUACCCCAUUUUAUAAUUUAAUUUUGUAAUACAAAGAUGAAUUGUAAUUGCAAUGUAAUGAAACGAAUAGUCAUAAACAUAUAUUUUAAAUGUAUUACAACUGAUUUUCCUUUUGUCAGAGUUUUUUUUGUUUGUCAGAGGUUUUCGGGAGAGCGAGACCAUUUGAAACAGCAGGCAGGUUUCCAUUGACCCAGGUUUAUUCGACAAAGGCAAAGUCGCAAAAGAAAAUAUUGCGACAUGUGUAAUGGAAAUGGCAGAUAUUGUCCUGACUUUCAAGAAUACCUGAAUUGCUUCGCCUUGCUUUUCUGGUUGGCGGGAAAGUUUCACCAUCCAAUUAUUUCAGAUCUCCAGGAGUGAAAGUUUCACCAUGCAAAUUAUUCAAAUAUGGCAAAUAUUAGUAAAUGAUUGCAUUCUUUUCAUGCUGUCUUUUGCGGGCUACCUGAGACAUGAAACAAAUAGCUGGCAUACAGGCUGUCGCCAAUUUAUUAAUGUGUAAUUUGCCUAAAUGGGUAAUGGAAACACUUCAACCACUACAUUUUAUUCGACACUUUAGGUUUUAACUAAAAAUAUAUAUUUUUUAGGUGUGAUGUCAUUACGCCCAGCUGUUUUUAUCGACACAAGAUAGUUAAAUGGAAACGAAUUGACAAGUUAAUGGAAACAUAGCUACUGUCAACAUUAUUUUCUUCCAUAAAGCUGAAUUGAUGAGUGAAUGGUGUGUGGGACACAAUAUGAUCUGCAAAUUUGUGUCAAAAACAAUGUUACCAAGUACGACACUUGCAGUAUAUAUGGACACACUGCUAGGUAGAAGGUAUUGAGCAGACCAGAGCACAGAAAGUCUGUUGUGUUUCGCUCUCUGUUUUCCAUUUCUUGCCAUCCCUGUACUUCCUGUCCUGACCUUUAUUAAGUCUUCCUUGAACAAAAAACCUGUACCCAACUUUUACUUUCCAUCUUCAAGGAGGAAUACACUAUACAAUACUCCAAAAAAGAUAAACUUCUUUGCACAUGCAAUAUCUAUCUUUAAAUUGAGACCUUAGAAUUGUGUAUAUACAUACUCUCUAAGCGAUGCGCUCUGAAUUAUUUUCCAAGUUGGGAUAGUGUGGUGAAGUCUUGGUUGGCAUAAGCAGGUGGCGUCUCCCUCUGAAAGGCACAGUCAGUGCGGGCAGUGGGGACUCAGCAUGGGUCUUGCUUAUUAAUAAUAGUGCUAAAUGUGUAGGGCAUGGAAAAGGUACAGUACUGUAGUCAAAGCUGAAAUAAAAAGCUAUAUGUUAUUUUACAUUGUUAAUAAACUUUUUUAUUUAAACUGA